CGAGCGGCGGGAGCCUAGGAGGCGCCGCAGCCCCAGCCCGGCGGUCAGGCGAGGGCGAGCGCCUGGCUCCGCGUUGCCCCUGCUCCGCGCCGCGCUUCUGCCCGCACCGCGCUUCUGCCCACCCCGCGGCUCGCGGCUGGGCGGAGUCUGCAAGAGUUUGCCCCGGAGCUCAGGGAAGUUUCCCGCCGCAGCUCCCGCACGAGCAGUACCUGCCGGCGCCCGGCGCCUUCCGCUCCCCUCGCAGCUCGUAAGAAAGAGUGCUUCAGAGAAACAGGAUGGCAGUGCUGUGGAAAACCAAGCCAGGAGGUCUUCAGAAACGAGGAGAGGUGCAGCCGUCUGAUGUGGUCAUGAACCCCAAACAGGUCUUCUUCUCAGUGCUGAUAUUUGGGGCAGCAGGGCUGCUCCUCUUCAUGUAUUUGCAAGUCUGGAUUGAAGAACAACACACAGGAUGGGGGCCUAUAAAUUACUUGCAGCCUAUACCCAGAAUCAUGACUAGAGAAAAAAUCCAGGAACGUAUCACCAACCAGAACCUCAAAUCCCACGUCCCUAAGGAUCCCAAGGAUAAAAAGGAAAAUCUACUCAACUCCCAGAGGCCUCCUAGGGUCUUAACAGACAUCAGUCACUCACAAGGAGAGGCUCAAGCUUUGGGUAGGACCACAGGGUCCCCAAGAAUUCAGUUGAUUGAAAAACAUCUGGAGACUAAGACUUUUUUCAGGAAGUUCAGCGAAAUGAAUUGGCCGAUGGACCCUCGCCCUUUAAACAAAAGCUUAGUCAAAGAUAGCAAAUGGAAAGGAAUUGAUGCUACUCAAGAAAAACGCAGGUCUUUCCUUCAGGAAUUUUGCAAGAAAUAUGGUGGAGUGAGUCGCCCACAGUCCCAUCUUUUUCACAUGGUAUCCAGGAUCUAUGUAGAAGAUAAACACAAAAUCUUAUACUGUGAAGUACCAAAGGCCGGUUGUUCCAACUGGAAGAGAAUUCUGAUGGUACUCAAUGGAUUGGCUCCCUCUGCGCACAACAUUUCCCAUGAUGCUGUUCACUACGGGAAGCAUUUGAAAAAGCUCGAUAGCUUUGACUUAAAAGGGAUUUAUACUCGCUUAAAUACCUACACCAAAGCUGUGUUUGUUCGUGACCCCAUGGAAAGAUUAGUGUCAGCAUUUAGGGACAAAUUUGAACACCCUAAUAGUUACUACCACCCAGUAUUUGGGAAGGCAAUUAUAAAGAAAUACCGGGCAAAUGCCUGCGAGGAAGCAUUAAAUAAUGGCUCUGGAGUCAAAUUCAAAGAGUUCAUCCACUAUUUGCUAGAUUCCCACCGCCCGGUAGGAAUGGAUAUUCACUGGGAAAAAGUCAACAAACUCUGCUAUCCAUGUUUGAUCAACUAUGAUUUUGUAGGGAAAUUUGAAACUUUGGAGGAUGAUGCUAAUUACUUUUUGCAGCUGAUUGGAGCUCCAAAGGAGCUGAAAUUUCCCAACUUUAAGGACAGGCACUCUUCUGAUAAAAGAACCAAUGCUCAGGUGGUGAGACAGUAUUUAAAGGAUCUGACUAGGACUGAGAGACAAUUAACCUAUGACUUUUAUUACUUGGACUAUUUGAUGUUUAAUUACACCACUCCAUUUUUGUAGUUUGCCCUCAAUUUCUAAAACCCUGUCUUUACUUCAUCAUGAUGGCCUCAAAUCAGCUAGAUGUGAUUUUCCUAUAAUUCUCUGUAUGAGAGAAAUUUAACUAAGUGCAGUUGUCUUGAUUUACUGAAGAUUUUUACCAAACCUUAUGAAGCCAAUUGGCACAAAGUUAUAGGAAAAUUACCUAACAGAGACACGUAAACAACUUCAGUUGCAGUUGCUCUAAAAUAUUUGGAAAAGAGCUGCUUUUGCAUUAUGGAUUAUAUUAUAGAAGCAAUAACCUAGCCAGCUGCUACAUUAGCUACAACUGCCUCUCGGAGGGGGAGGUAGUGAGAAAAUAGCAUGAGUGUAUGGAAUUUGUUGUCUAAAGUACGUGGAGAUGUUUGGAGCAGUCUGAGGCAUAUGAAUCAAACAUUAGAUAGUUUUCUGACACCCUGGAAGUCCUUCUCUCAUCUGUAAUGAUAAAUCAAUUUGGAAGUGGUAUUUUGGACCUGGGUAUUUUACUUUCGAUUGGAAGGCGUUGUGUGAUUUACAAUAUGAGCAUGUAGCAGAGAAACCAGAUGAGGCAAUGGCUUUUUAUAUUCAACAGCCAAUAAAAAAUGCACAACAUGCUAAGAUCAAAGCGACAAAAGCAACCUUCCUCUUCCAGAAGAACUUAAGGGAAUUGAUUCUGUUUUCUUUUGAGCCCUCUUUGCAGAGACAAAAUGAACGUAACCACGAAAGGUCUUCACUUCUGAAGCAGGCAGUUGAGACAUUUAAGACUCAUCAGGCAUAAAUGUGCUCCUAAUUCUGGUUUAAUUGGGCAGGGGGGGCAUUGUUUCAGGAUGGAAUAAUCAUCAAAAACAAAAGUUGCCACUCUGAAUAUAGACCUCAACAAUAACAAAGUUUAUAAGAAUAUUAUUUGAAUCAAAGCAUCAUGUGCAUAGCUUUAUAUGUACAAUGUACUCUAGGAUUGGCUUUUGUUUUCAGUCUAAUUAUUCAGCUUGGGAAUGACUUUUUAAAAACUAAUAUACCACUUCAAAGAUAGAUUAUGUUCCAGAGAAUAAACACAGAAAGAGCCCCUAGAAACGCUAUUUAAUAGGCUUUUGCGUAAACAAAUUAAGGUAUUUUCUUUUCAAGUUUAAAUAUUCUGUAUAGAGUCCAAUGCUAUUGUAUUCAAAUGUUAAAUCAAAGUCUUCAGAAAAUUGGACCAUGUGUCACCCCUCUGAAAAUCUGUCAUGCAUUCUGGAAAUUUUUUCCAAGGGACCCUUGAUUUGAAGACACGUUUGGGUGGGGAAUUUAUUUUAAUUGGUCAACGGUGACUCUGAGUUAAGCAACCCACACGUUCAAACCCUAUUUAAAUGCAUUUCUUGACUAUG
This is a messenger RNA of Phacochoerus africanus (Common warthog), 2971 nucleotides long. RefSeq names its product carbohydrate sulfotransferase 9 (gene CHST9). The record is from RefSeq and is a predicted model, not a curated record. Bases 276 to 1616 code for a protein of 446 amino acids. Gene Ontology annotation, molecular function: sulfotransferase activity. The transcript has 5 exons. Gene Ontology annotation, biological process: carbohydrate biosynthetic process; proteoglycan biosynthetic process. Gene Ontology annotation, cellular component: membrane. NCBI's taxonomy places the organism in Eukaryota, Metazoa, Chordata, Mammalia, Artiodactyla, Suidae.